AUGGGGCCUCUUGAAAAGAAAAUAAUUCCGGGAAAAGCUUGUAUUAUUGUUCUCAUAGCGAGAAGGUUCGUAUCGCAAGUUGGCAGAUGGCAUAAAUUAGGCUGGGUGGUGAGAGAUGUGAAUGGUGGUAGUGGUGGUAGUGGUGGUAGUGGUGGUAGUGGUGGUAGUGGUGGUAAUGGUGGGUGA
Messenger RNA from Botrytis porri, 186 nucleotides. RefSeq lists its product as uncharacterized. The coding region runs from base 1 to 186 and encodes 61 amino acids. The record is from RefSeq and is a predicted model, not a curated record. Lineage: Eukaryota; Fungi; Ascomycota; Leotiomycetes; Helotiales; Sclerotiniaceae. The transcript has 3 exons.